UUGGAGAGAUCCUCCUGAUCAGACCAUAAUCAGGAACCGGACGAGACAGGUACACGAAAAAAUGUAACAGUAGAUCGAUUCAGUCCUCCUUUCAACCGUGGAAAGAAAACAUAAGUCGUCAGUCAUACCUAAAUUUCAUCUCUUCAUUUACAAAAUUUUAACCCGAAACGAUAUAAAGUUCUGAGAAAAGAAUGAACCUUCUUCCUCCUGUGUGGCCCCUGUUUCAUUAAUUGGAGCAGCAGAUUUACAUAAAUAUUUACAUAAAAAACAUCGAAUUUGUACACAAAUGAUGGGGCGCAGCAGCACGCCAGAGUCGUCCAUGGCUCUGGGUGGGAGUAAAGAGCAUUUGAGCAGUGGGAGCGGUGUGCACAAUAAUUUGAACCACAACCACAACCACUCCCACCAUAAAUAUCACUCGCAUCAGGUGAAACACAAACAGCAGAGUCAGCAGCCCAGUCCGGGAUGCAGUAGUGGGAGCGUGGUUGGUGGCGGUGGAGGUGGUCACUCCAACAACGCGUUCGUCCAAGGGUUGCAAUUUCUUCCGCCGGCGUAUAACAACAGAGUAAAUGUUGUGGAGGCGCUGCAAGAAUUUUGGACUAAUAAACUGGUCAAGGACGGACAAGAACCUUCCACGGAGGCGUGUGUCAUUUAUGAAUCCGUUCCAUCCCAAAAUCCACCUUAUACCUGUUACGUCACACUUCCCGGGGGCAGUUGUUUCGGAACAUUUCAGAAAUGUAUGACCAAAGCGGACGCACGGAGAUCCGCGUGCAAACUCGCCUUGAUGAAUUCCCUCUACAACGAGCAUCAUCCUGCCCGUUGCAUAACGGAUUCCUUCAUCUCGCAAGCCAUCCAGGAUGCGAAACAAUCCUCCGGGGGCGGCGAGGACGAAGGCAUCGCGGCAUUUCGACUCAUGCUCGAAACCUCGAAGGGAAAGUCGAUGCUGCACUUUCAAGAAAUGAUGACCGUGUUUCAACUCCUCCAUUGGAACGGAAGUUUGAGAGCGAUGCGAGAAAGGAAUUGUUCCAGACAGGAAGUUAUCGAGCAUUAUUCCUCCAGAAAAAUUGACGAUACGAUGAGACGCCAAAUGAGUUUGGAUUGGGUGGCGAGGGAACAACUUCAACCGGGAACGACGCUUCUCGAGCUGUCCGAGGCGGAACGGGAGCUCGACGAGUGUCGAAGUAUGGGAAGAGAGCUAAGAUUUCUCAAAGAAAAGCGAGACAUUCUUCUCCUAGCUCAAAAUCAGUUACAUUCUGGUGCUUAAUAAAAGUAGAUAACUACUUAUCGUUCGUACUAAUUUUAUAGAUGGGAAUAUAUUAUUACAUUACUUAUUAAAAUUACGGAUUCAAUCCGUAAUUAUUAAAAUUAAGUUACGGAUUCAAUCAGUAUUUUUAAUUUUAUGGAAAAGUAGACCUUGUAUAAAAGAAAGAGCUUAUUUAUCAUGCAUCAGUACUAAAUAUCGGGCUUUUUUAUGGGUAGCUACAUAGCAGCUAAUAUUGCGAUGUUUUUGAUAACUUUUAAUAUUUUGUACCUUCUAUUGUUUUUUUUUGUAGAACGAAUAAUAAAACUGAUAUGCGGAUAAAAAGAACUA
Molecule: messenger RNA, 1588 nt
Organism: Folsomia candida
Lineage: Eukaryota; Metazoa; Arthropoda; Collembola; Entomobryomorpha; Isotomidae
Gene: lft
Product: protein limb expression 1 homolog
Exons: 5
Coding region: 287-1261 (324 amino acids)
Biological process (GO): autophagosome maturation
Cellular component (GO): cytoplasm
Source: RefSeq, a predicted model, not a curated record